Peronospora farinosa is the source of this 1464-nucleotide messenger RNA. The record is from the annotation of a GenBank genome assembly. NCBI's taxonomy places the organism in Eukaryota, Oomycota, Peronosporomycetes, Peronosporales, Peronosporaceae.
AUGGCAGACUCAGACCAUUUGUCCAGUGAAGAGCUCGACGCCCCUGGGACUAUAAACGAGUAUGGUCUUGAAGAUUUAGCUCGUCUGCCUCUUCUCGAGCAAGUACAUCGGUUGUACCAUGCCAUUCAACACAAAUAUCCCUAUAAAGAGACUAAUGCAUGGAAGGCUCUUCCAUUGGACCAAAAAAUGAAAAUGCUGAAUUAUAUUCGUGACAAGCGGCAACGCAAGCUGCAAACCAAUGCAGAAUCCAAACCAGAGACUAGAAGAGAAGAUGACGUGAAAGCUGAAGAAAAGGAGCCUUUACUGGACCCAACCUUGGCCGUCACGUCGGAUCCGUAUCUUAAAAUGCUGCAGCAACGAAGCUUACGUUCAGCAGGUUCAGUGGUGACUAAAGGAGACGAAACGGCUGCUUUACCGAGACACCCGAACAGUGCAUACGUUGCACCGACAGAGGUGCCUUACUAUGCACAAAGGAAACCCAAGCAUAAACCGCGGUGGCAGGUUGCUGAAGGCGAGUUUUUUGAGGAACUUUGCGCAUGUGGAUUGAAGCACGAUACUGGAAAAGUAGGAAAAAAAUCGUCGUUGAUGCUGCACACUAUUAGCUCCAUGAUGAGCACCUUUGGUGACAGCACAAAAUCCUGUGUGGCUACUGUGGAAGAAGUGCAGGCUCUUGUUGGCGAUCACAUGCGGAGGGUGUUAGGCACAGUAGAUUCGGAAGUGAUUGCAGCCUCAUCUUGUCUGAGAACACUUGUUGAAAUUUUCGACGAUGAGGCCAUUUAUUAUGGACGUUGGCGGGAAUUUCGUGGUGAGACAAAGCACGCGGAAAAUGAACUAGAGGAUGUCGAGGAAGAGGAGCUGGCGGAAGAGCUAGAUCUUUUUGCUGUAUCCGAGACUGACGACGUAUUCAAAGAAGCGUUUCUGGAACGAAUACGCUUUGCUGACGAGCGUACGAAAAGGAUGGACUGGUCUAUAUACGACAUGUUUGCAAGAGGUCGCAAACUUAAUUUCAUGAACAACAAGGCGCAGCAGUUUCGUCAAUGGUUGGGUCUAGGAAAGAUCUCACGCGCAUCACUCGAGUUUCUCAAUUUUGUCGCUUACCAUAAUAUUGGCCGAUUAGUGGAGUUGGCAAUCAAAAAUCGAACAGGCGGAGAGCUACGACAACUGGAGACUCCCUUGUUGAAGGAUGACAUCGAGUCUGUGGCACUCUCGUUCCUCCCAGCCCAGCGUCUACCUCAACUCAUCGACCGAACACUCCCCGUAGCUGCUAAAACACGACGGGUUGGCAUUAGUGCUGCCAACAGUAAGAGCGUCCGCGUGGGACCGAAGCCAAGGAUAUCUUCAGAGGCGACACCAUCCUUAUUAACAACAGACGAAUCAAAAGCGGAAGCAAUAGGGACGAGCAAGCCGACCAUCGCUUCUUCAAGAGUCAGGGCCAGACCCACGAGACUCAAAAGGCUGCGGUAG